Molecule: messenger RNA, 1391 nt
Organism: Lolium rigidum
Lineage: Eukaryota; Viridiplantae; Streptophyta; Magnoliopsida; Poales; Poaceae
Product: E3 ubiquitin-protein ligase Os03g0188200-like
Exons: 2
Coding region: 216-1391 (391 amino acids)
Source: RefSeq, a predicted model, not a curated record
UGCCGCGCCGCUGAUAGAUGUUCAGUCAUCCGACACCGCCCCCUGCUCCGAGCUACGCGUCGUCGUCCCGUCCAGUAUAUCCUUCUUCUCUCAUCCGGCGUCCGGCGUGAUCAAACGCUUCAUGUUCCUUCAGAACCUCCCUCUUUUCAUCUCUCUCCGGCGAGGCGGCGACACGUACGCCAAACCUGCCUGGCCGCCGGCGGUUCACCCCUGCCAUGGCUCCCGGAAAGAUGGCACUGCUCCUCGUUCUGAUUCUCGUAUCGGCCACACAGCCAUCUCUGGCUCAACAGAGCAACGGCACCAGAAUCGCCGGUGGGUUCACGCCGACCACCAUGGCGAUGCUCAUCGUCGUCAUCGCCACCUUGGUCCUCCUCGCGCUCUUCUCCCUCUACAUGAACCGCUGCGCCUGCGCGCGCACGGACCUUCUCGCGCGCUGGCCCUUCCGCAGCACCGCCCCUGACGACCAGUCCCUCGACUCCGGUCAUUGCCGCCCGCGCGGCCUCGACCGGGAGCAGGUGGAGGCAUUCCCCACGGCGGUCUACGGCGACGUGAAGGCGCACAUGGCGCCCGGCACCAAGCCGGUGUCGCUCGAGUGCGCCGUGUGCCUCGCCGAGUUCGCGGACGCCGACGAGCUCCGCGUCCUCCCCGCGUGCUGCCACGUCUUCCACCCGGGCUGCAUCGACCCGUGGCUCGCCGGCGCGGUUACUUGCCCGCUCUGCCGCGCCGAUCUCACCGACCUGACGCCGACGGGGCAGCAGGAGGAAUCUUCUGGGGAGAAACACGACGAGUGUUCGGUGGUUUCCUUCACGGCCACGGCUGAAUCUCUCGGCAGCUUCAGUACGGUACGGAAGCACGAGCUCACGGACGCCGACUACAGCCGCUACAGGAGGACGCGGUCGGCGAUAGACGCGCCGGACCGGCACACGCUCAGGCUGCCGGAGCACGUCAUGAAGGAGCUCGGCGCCGUCUGGAGGCACCGGCUCGCGGCCAGCUUCGCCGCAGAGCACCUGGACGCCGUGGACCAGAGGACGCCCGGGCGGCUGACGUCCUUCUUGAGGUCCAUGUCAUGGCAGCGGCACCACGGGACGGAGUUAGAAGCCGGGGAGGAACACGGCGGCGGCGGCAACAAGCGGAUUUAUCCGGUGGCCGGAGCGCUGCCGGUUGAAACACCGAGCGGAUCAGGGUCUGGUGUGGACGAGAAGAAGGAGAGCUCCAAAGAUGACGCAAAUCUUGAUGGGUUGAAAGAAAUUGGUAGAGAUUUGAUAGAAUUUACAGCUCGUUGGCUGGAAUUGGUCGCCGGAGUGGAGUUUGUUUGGCGGCGGCGCGGCGAGGUCCGGUGGUGCAAAGUGCAGUUUUCACCCCCUACAAGCCCCUCCACCCUCUAUAAGUAA